Formica exsecta is the source of this 2119-nucleotide messenger RNA. It is a transcript of the gene nanos, whose product is annotated as protein nanos. Gene Ontology annotation, molecular function: mRNA binding; zinc ion binding. Gene Ontology annotation, biological process: oogenesis; negative regulation of translation. The record is from RefSeq and is a predicted model, not a curated record. The coding region runs from base 167 to 673 and encodes 168 amino acids. Gene Ontology annotation, cellular component: perinuclear region of cytoplasm. The transcript is spliced from 4 exons. Lineage: Eukaryota; Metazoa; Arthropoda; Insecta; Hymenoptera; Formicidae.
GAGUCUUCGGUAUCGGUAUCAGUAGUUGAUAGAAAGUCGCUGACGUCGGUUGUUGUGCGCCUCACUUGCUUCGCCGAAUAAGCUAUCCGUCCGCGAGAAAUACGAAGUUUCUUAAAGUUCCGCGCGAAAGAAUCGGCUACGAACUGUCGUAGCAUAUUAACGGAUCAUGUGCGUCAUGUUACCAAUGUUGCAGGAAAAUUCUUUGUUCCCGUUUAAUCCCAGUUUGGACGAAGAAAUAAAGCGGCUAUUCGACAUCGCCGUAAGCAAAAGGCCACAGCCAAAUGUUGAAGAAGUGAUGGAAGAAUUUCGACACAAUGGCCGCGACUAUGAGUAUUGUCCAGACUUCGAUAUAGACGUAACGAAACAGAACAUGCCGCGGCGAAAGAAGAACAAGAAACCCUUACCAACGGAAUGCGUCUUUUGCAGAAAUAACGGGGAGGAAGAGGCAUAUUAUCGGAAACACUUGCUAAAGGACAUCGAUGGACGUAUCAUAUGUCCCGUUCUCAGGGCUUAUACAUGCCCGAUUUGUGGCGCAAGCGGCGAUGUAGCACACACAGUUAAAUACUGUCCAAAGGGCCCUUACAAUCCGUGGGGAAUGAGCAUACCGAAUACCUUCAAAUGGACGAGAAACUCUAUGGGAAAACGUCGCAACAAUUCCAUCGCCCACAAUUGACAAAUAUUUUACGAAGUAACAAUAUCUUCUAAGCGCGAGAUUUUCAAUAGGAAGGAAUAAGAAGCGGGCGUUCUUUGAGUAUACACCUCCACUGUUAACAGAGGCUAUCCAUGUCUAAUUGACAACGAAUUCGUAUAAAAUAAUCUAGAUUCUUAGAUUUCUCUUAUAUACUUUUGUACUUAACAUUUACACUCGUCUGUGCAGACGAAUAUCGACACUUGACGUGAUCUCGCAUCCUCGUGAAUACACUGAAACAUCGGUUCUAAGUUGAGAUCGAGACGUGACUUUAGUUAGUUUCGCGUCGCCCUUCCGCAUUCUUCCCCUGCAUUUAUAAUUUAUCCCAUCUCUCUCGCAUUCUUCCUAUUUGUAAUAUAACUCAUUCCAUGUCAUAAUUCAUAAUGCAGUAAUGAAGAAAAACUUCGAUUUAGAACGAGAAAAAGUUUACGCGUAUUUCGAGAAUCGCGCGAUAUGAUAGAUUCAGUGGCACAUAUACAUCAAUUUCACGUCGUGAUUUUAAGAUUAAACGCAAUUUUUUUACACGCGCGCGACAUACUUUCGCGAUGAUUUCUUAAACAGUAGAGAUAUUUAAAAUUCAAUGUGACUCACAAUAUGUCAUCGACGAACAAAUAUACACAGAUAUUUUCUUAAGAUUCUAAAUAUCGUAGGAAAUAUAUGCGCGCGCCUGUAUAACGCCCCUCGAUAAUAUAUUAAGUCACAUUGAAAGAAUCGUGUAUGGACAAAAGAAGCUAGCUGCUUUUAAAAUGAUUAUAAUAGAAGCGUUUAAUUUUUCACGAAUUUAGAUUUCGAUAUGUCCUUAUGCGCGCAUGUCUUAAGCAGUUAGAUUUAUAACAAGAUUACGUAUUCCAAAGAUCCUCGAUAUAAAUAUUUGAAGAAUUCAUGGGAAGAACACAAUAAGCUCGUAAUUUGUAACAUUUUAGAUACAACUUUGUCGUAUCUGAAAUGAAGCUAAAUUACAAGCUAUAAAUAUAUUUUUAUAUAUUGUAUGAUUUUUCUUCUGAAUCCAUCAUUUAUAUUAUAAUGUGCCAUAUAUUUCUACUACUCUUUUCUCUUCUUGCCAAGAAUAUGAAAAAGUCAAUAUGAUGUCAAUAUAACGAUUAACGUGAUAUAUCAUAAAAAGUACGUUAGAUACUUUGGACAUAUAUAAAGAUAUGACGAAGUUUGUGGCGCUUUCUUUAAUUUUGGAACUUGACAUUUUUGAGCGCUUAUUUCAUUGAAUUAUGAUUCAAAUAAAAAAAAAAAAAGAUUGUGCAAAAUGCAAUAUGAUAAUUUAACGAGAAAAUUUUAUAUACAAUUUUUUUAUAUUAAUUGCACAUGUUCAAAUGUAAGAACAUCUGUCUCGACUUCGAAGUGACAAGAAUAAUGUGAUCUUUUAAAAGAGAGAUCUUAUAGCCUUGCUUAAAUAUUUCAGUACAUUAGCCUAUUAUU